This is a messenger RNA of Glycine soja, 2519 nucleotides long. RefSeq lists its product as uncharacterized. Bases 69 to 2237 code for a protein of 722 amino acids. The record is from RefSeq and is a predicted model, not a curated record. Lineage: Eukaryota; Viridiplantae; Streptophyta; Magnoliopsida; Fabales; Fabaceae. The transcript is spliced from 6 exons.
CUCACUCUAUCGCCGCACCCAAAACACCUUGUUUUGUGUUGUGUCUUUCUUUCGUUCUUCUCUCAACAAUGGAUUUCCACACCCUCUCAAGGAAGCAGCUCCAGGCCCUCUGCAAGAAGAACAAGAUUCCCGCUAACAUCACCAACGUUGCCAUGGCUGACGCUCUCGCUGCUCUCAACCAAGUUGAAGGAUUGGAUGAUUUUUUUAAUCCAAGUGAGGGUGAUGUUGGAACCCCAAGUGUUAAUCACCGUACGGUUGUCAGAACCUCAACUCAAAGGAAAGCAGCGAUAGAAGAAGCAGAAGGUUUGAAGGUGAAGACCUCGACCCGGCGGGUUAGAGUUGCAGAAGAAGUAGUUGAGCAGGAGAACAAGGAUGCCAAUGCCCCACCAAUCACUCCUGCUGCCAGUAGGAGAAGGGCUACUGCGGUUUCUACUCGCAGAAAGAAAGAAGUUGAGAUGGUAGAAGAAGAUGCUGGUGUUCAAGGAAACCCUAAAACACCUGCUGCAGUAGCUCCCGUGAGUAGGAGAAGAGCUACUAGCCGUUCAGUUUGCACCACCAAGAUUGAGACCCCCGGUGCCCAUGGUACUUCAGUGUAUAACACGAGGAGAUCCGUUAGAUUGUUGGAGAAGGACUUGUCUAAGAUGAGCUUGCUCGACACUGAAGACACUACUGGACUUGUCAAGAUUGAUGGUGAUGUUUCUCAAGAUUCGAGUAAUGUCUCUCACCAACUAGAAGAAGACUCGUCUGGUAAUGAAAAGGGGGAUAGUUUGCAGAUGGAAUCAACUGUGGUUUCGGGGGAUACUCGGGAGUUGGAAGUUUGCUCUCUUGAGAAAAACACUGAAUAUGAAUGCCAAUCACGUGAUUUAGAUUCAGAUGUGAAAUUAGUUUCUGUGACAGAAAUAGAUAUGCUGGUUGAGCCACAUGGUCCUAAUGAAGCUGGAUCGGAGAAAGUUAAUUGCUUGGAGUUGGAGGCUGAACCAAAUGCUUCGGAUGAAGCAGGAUCUGAGUCCUUACCUGUACUUGAGGAAUCCUAUGAUUCUUCUGAGCUGGAAACUCAAAAUAAUUUUCCUUUGGAGGCAUCCGAAGAUGCUUUUCCGGAGGUUACUAUCGGCCAAGAUAUUGCUGCUGUGACUGUUGUGGUACCUGAUGACGUUUCAGAGGAUGUUACUCAUCAAAAGGUUGCUGCCUCGCUUCCUAUGCAAUCUGAGUGCAUUGUGGAUGAUAAAGUCAGCUACGAGGGUGAUGUUAAAGAAGACAAGAACAAUGAGCCACGAGAAGAGGAUGAACCAUAUGAUUCAAAUUUGAAACUGGAAGGAAGUAUCGACACAUGUGACAAAUCUGAUGAUGCAGAUGCUCCUAUGGAGGUUGCCCACCAAGAUACUGUUGUGGUGGCUGAUGAUGUUUUUGAUCAAGAUGUUGCUGGCACCCUUCCUAUGUCACCUGUUAAUGAUGCUCUAAAGGAAUUUGUUGAGUGCAACACUGAUGAUGAUCAAGGCAUCAAUAAGGGUGAUGACAACCAAGAUAUGAACAGUGAAACUGAAAAUUUGAAUCUGGCUGAUGGCAACAUGGCACAUGAAGAUUACCAGCAUCCUUUUAAUGAUGAUGAAAAAUCUGCUGAUGAACGUGACUCUAUGACAGGUUCUGAAGGGGGUUUUGUUGAGCUCGAGUCAAUUUCUCAUUCUGCUGCUAUCGAGGUCUGCACUGAAUCUUCAUUGCCAGAUGUAGAAGCAGAGGAGAAUACUUCGGAAAACUUGGAAGCUGAAGAAUCUGAGGAACCUGUAGCUGGAGAGGAUGUUAUGUUGGAAGCUGGUGAUGCAUUUUCUAGUCCUCGAAUCCCUCUUGUUCAUCAGCAGGUUUCAGUUGAAUCUAUUGGAAAUUACAUAGUUUCCUGUCCUUUAGAUGUUGAGCUGAGUUGCAAGUCCAACACAAUGGUGGAUGGUGAUGUUGUUUCAGAAGAUAAUGCCAUUACAAACAAGGAGGAACCUCGUCUCUCUAUGGAUUCUAUCACAGAAAAUUCAAUCCAGGAGCAGUUGAAGGUAGAUGUGCACAACACUAAAAUGAUGAAGGAAAACGUGACCUCUGACGAUCUAAAUAAUAAGAGUCUUGGGGAGCUGAAGAGGAUGCUGAGGCAGUUAACGCUAAAUGAAAAACCAAAAUCCAAGACUAAUGAUGUCAAGGAUGUGGAGAAGAAAAGGACUGCACUGCAGGUAUUGCCACAGAAUCAGAUUGAUGGCUGAAUGAAUAGUUAUGGAAUAAACUUGGAAAUUUGGCACUCUAAAUAAAUCUUUUGGUUGUUUACUGGAUGUAGGUGUAAGGUCCAAACCCCUAUAUUUUUUGUCUUCAGUUACUUUGCAAAUUUUUAUUGUAAUACUUGUCGCAAGAAACUCAUCGUUUUUAUAAAUUUUUUCCCCGAUGCAUCAAUUUCAGUUGUGUUUUUGGAUCCUUGAAAUGCAUCUUAUAAUUUUUUUCCCUGAAUGGAAUUACUGAGACGGGGAUGCCAUGCUACAGUUAAUACCAAA